AUGUCUGCGUCUUUGGUGGGGUUGCCUCCAGAGCUUUAUUCUGCCAUUCUCUCCCAGGUAUCCCCUGAAAGCCUCCAGCAGACUGUUCUCGUUCUCACCCGUGCCAUCCCGCGUUCACCCAUCCCGAUCUACCACAUCUUCGAGCACGUCCGUCUCAAUCAUGGUGAUCAGGUCUUCCAGCUCUACCGUCGUCUACGCAAGAGCCCCGAGGACGCGGCCUACGUUCGUGACUUCAGGCUAGAAUGCUGGACCGUUGAUGCAGAUAUCGUCGUGAAUCUGCUGGCGUUGUUGCCGAAGACGAUUGAGCUGAGGAUCUUCAUUGGCCCCAAUUUCACCCCAGAGCAUUUGGAACUUAUAUUCGAUAAACCGAUGGAGAGGCUGCAGUUCCUCUCACUAAGAUUUCGGCCAUACGUCCAACGAGCAACGUAUUAUCAGUUCUUGAAGGGCGCGUAUUUUGAUUCAACCCUCACCGCAUUUUCCCGCUGGCCGUCCUCACAUCUUCCUACGCUCUCCAUUGUCCAGGACCCUCUGGAUCCGAGCAUCGCACCUACCAAAUUCGCACAACCGCUAGUGUUUUUCCGAUUGGAUCCACUGUCUACACUUUCGCGUUCUCCCCUCCUCCGGCAGCUCUGUCACUUUCGGCUUCGCAUCCCUGCCCGGCAAGCAGCGCGCUUCCUCUACGCCCUUUCAGGCGCACUGCCAAAUAUCGAGUUGCUGGACAUGUCUACAUGUAAUAUAUCCGAGGCCGACGUCGAAGGUUUGCUCGGCAGACUAGUGCGACUCAAAGCCCUGGUCCUAGAUGGCUGUCCCAUCGUAGGUCAAAGGGCUGACGUGCAGGGACAAGAUGCAGAUGGAGUGGGACAGUGGGCUGCGCUGGGGAAGGCGAUGGCACUGGCAGGAGUCAAACACGCAAAAGAUCGAGAGAAGAAAUUGAAGGCUUGGCUAGAAGCCCAUCAUGCUCGAACGGAGGCGCGUGAGGCAGCCGAGACUGUCCCAAAUCAAGCUGCGCCGAGACGACCGAGACGUGGACGACGCGGUCUUGCGACAGCGACCAUCUCCCUCCGUGCAUCUCCACCGCAAGACUCCGUAGCGCUACCGAUAGUUAACAAUAUCCCGGACAACGGGCAACCCGUGCCACCUCGAAAUCAGAAGAUCCGUAUCCUCCCCUUUAUACCCUCCCUCCGUUUCGUCGCUGCCACUGCUCCGUCUUCAAUUGGGUUUGACAAGCAUGCAGCACUACGUGCCGACUUUGAAAGAGGGUGGGCCGAAGGCAUUGCCCAAAUAUCUGCUGCUCGCAAUCGGCUCAAGCAGAGCUGGAGCAAUGGUGUGCGAGUGGUCAAAUUCAGCAUGGCAGAUUCAGAGGAUGAGGAGGCUGGCGAAGUCGGCCUUGCAGGUCUGCAAGACAUAGGUGACCCUCGAGCGUUUGUGGUCACACUCGGAGGUGGGGCAGGAGGUUCAGAGGACACUGAUGUGGAUGAAGGCAAGUGUCCCCUGCUCUGCCUCGCUGGACCAGGUCGAAACGGAGGCCAUGCUGAGGGUUGCGCACAUGAACUUGGCUGGCGGGUGUGGCAGGAUGAACUCUGA
Sparassis crispa is the source of this 1584-nucleotide messenger RNA. RefSeq lists its product as hypothetical. The coding region runs from base 1 to 1584 and encodes 527 amino acids. NCBI's taxonomy places the organism in Eukaryota, Fungi, Basidiomycota, Agaricomycetes, Polyporales, Sparassidaceae. The record is from RefSeq and is a predicted model, not a curated record. The transcript is spliced from 3 exons.